UGUGGUCACGUGCCGUUGGGUGUGCCGCUGUUUCCCCUGUAGAAGAGGAGCGCAGUAAAGUGCUCGUCGUUUACUCUCGGGAGCUUCUCGUUCCACUCUGACCGCUGCGAGCAUUGACCAUGAGCUUUUCCCUGGGUGACGCCGUGGGUGGUGAGGAUGAGGUGAAGAAGAGUGACGCUGAAAAGAACGAGAUCUCGUGGCCGUGGAACAAGAAGAAAUCCGAUAAGGCGAAGGACAAAGACAAGUCUAAAGACAACAAGUCCGGUGAGAAGAACAAAGACAAGUCCCACGACAAGUCUGAAGACAACAAGCCCGGUGAGAAGAAGAAGAAGAAGAAGAAAAAGGAGACGAAUGAAACCAAGGACAAAUCUGCCGAGGAAAAGAAGGAUGGAACAUCAUCCUCCUCUUCCUCCUCCUCUUCCUCCAGCAGUGAUGAGAACUGAUGCUUCCUGACCGACCACACUGUUGAGUCAGCUUGAACCAGCUCUUCAACUUCAACACUGAGUCGUCGUCAAUAUUCUGCUUCACCACUAGAUGGUAGUGUUUCUCCUGUUUUGAGUAUUUAAAGAAUUGUACGGCCAAAACAUGAACCACGGUGGCGUCACAAAAAGUGAAGGUGCAUGAAUCGACUGCCCACUGAAUAAUCCAGCACAAUUAAACACACUAUGAUUCUCACUUUUGUGUGU
Messenger RNA from Synchiropus splendidus (mandarinfish), 686 nucleotides. RefSeq names its product protein FAM133. Bases 120 to 443 code for a protein of 107 amino acids. Lineage: Eukaryota; Metazoa; Chordata; Actinopteri; Syngnathiformes; Callionymidae. The record is from RefSeq and is a predicted model, not a curated record. The transcript has 4 exons.